This is a messenger RNA of Myripristis murdjan (pinecone soldierfish), 1853 nucleotides long. RefSeq names its product g6f-like (gene g6fl). Gene Ontology annotation, molecular function: MHC class II protein binding; protein tyrosine kinase binding. Bases 1 to 1560 code for a protein of 519 amino acids. Gene Ontology annotation, cellular component: external side of plasma membrane; membrane raft. Lineage: Eukaryota; Metazoa; Chordata; Actinopteri; Holocentriformes; Holocentridae. Gene Ontology annotation, biological process: positive regulation of ERK1 and ERK2 cascade; interleukin-15-mediated signaling pathway; T cell activation. The transcript has 12 exons. The record is from RefSeq and is a predicted model, not a curated record.
AUGCUCAUGCUGCUGAGCUGGUCAGAUGAUACCACCGAUAUCACCUGGAAUGACGUUGUGGUCACAAAAGUGGACACACCUACCGUCUUGCUCUGUAUUGACGAGACAGUAAGAGGUGCUGUAGCCAUCAACUGGAUAAUGAAGCCAUUUAAUGAGGAGAAAGAGAAACUGGUCCUCUCGGCCAAUGAAAUGAAGGAGUUCUCUGGUGGUGCCUCAAAGGCAUCCAUGCGUUUGCAGGACUCUAACUUUCAGGACACUGGCAUUUUCUCUCUGUACUUUCUCCCCAAAAUGGAAGACCAAGGUCUCUAUUAUUGCUUGAUAAAACAGCAAGAGAGGACACUGAAGGAGAGGAUUAUCCUGUUAGCCAUCCUUACAGUCACCAUCGUCCCUGCAGUGCCUAUUCCACAUAACAGUACCCUGCGGCUGAUUGCCAGUGUUAAUCCCAACAUCGCUAUCACCAAGAUUACCUGGGCAAGACCUGGUGGCUUUCCCAUGAGGUCAGAGAAAAUGAGAAACAACGGGACAGUGGCCAAGCUGCCACAGUUUUCGUCUACUGACAGCGGGGCCUAUCUCUGCAUGGCACACCCCAGGGGUAACAGCAGUCACACCCUCUUCCCCUUCCACGUGCAGGUGGCCAUCGACGCUGACAAGGUGGCCUUAUUUACCAAUAAAACACACGGCUCUAAGAUCACCGCCACUGUGGCUCAGACUUCCUUCCGCCUGUCCUGUCCUGCUAUCCAGGGAGAUUAUGUCCUGCUCUACUGGCAACCUCCAGACAACAAGAAGCAGGAUAGCAUGAAGUUGGUGUAUGCAUAUGACCGGUGGAGGGGCUUCACCCGUAUGUCUGAGCGAGGCCCGAAGAUCCAGCUGGCAGGCCCCCCCUACAACGCCCAGGAGGGAAGCUUCUCCUUUCUGCUCACCCCUGGAAUCAAAGAUGGUGGUCACUAUAUCUGUAAGGUUUUCCUCAAUGACAACAUCCUCAGCCAGAGGACUGUCCUCACUGUGCUGAAAGUCAGGUCAACUCUAUCUGCUUCGAAGCUGGAGUUGUUGUGCCAGUACUCGGAGAGGUCUCAGGUGAAACGUGCUGGUUGGACCUACCAAAACCAGAGUCGCAAGCUGCAGAGCUUCUCACACAGCCCUGGCAUCAUCACCACCACCCUGCCCCUGCCCAUCACCUCCGACACAGCUGGCAACUACACCUGCACCCUGCAGCUGACUAACGGGCAGACCAUCUGGGCCACACACACUGUCACACUGCCCCCCGAAGGGAUUGUGAGUGUCACUACCACCCCCCUGCACCCUUCUCUCUUUGCUUUAUUACUCCUGGUGCCCCUGGUUGCUGCGGCUGUCGGUGUGUUGCUAUGGAGACAGGGACACAUUUCUGGUCGCGGUAUUGAGCAGUCUCUCUCUCACUACUCGGGCGAAGCAGAGAACAUCUAUGAGAAUCCUGAGGACAUCAGACAGACUUCUCCCCAGGGUUCGGUCUACAUGGAUUUGAAGCCAAGAGGAGAGGAUGAUGUCUAUAAGGAACUGGAGCGAUACGAGCAGUGUCAGGGCUGAUCACCUACCCACAUCUCAUCCUCAUCCAACUGUCACAUCCACUCAGUUCCCAGCUGCAGCAGAGGGCCUUUAUAAAGAAAACUAACAACUGAAUGUCAUGUCAUAGUUAAGAAAAAGUUCUGUGCUUCAGGGAAAUGCUACUGGAUGUUCGUAUGAUAUGUUUUCUAUUGUCGUAGUUUUACGUUACUAUAACUCUUUGUAACUACCACUGAUAUAUUGUCGCUGUCUUGCCUUGUAUAUUGUGCUUUAUGGUCUGUGUCAGUGUAAUUUAAAACCUUAUCUGCGAGCCACAU